AUGGGCUCGCAUGCAGAUGAGGCCCUGCAGCAGCAGGCUGAGGACGCUGAGCUGGAGCUGCUGCGGGAGCAGCAAGAUCUGCUGCGGCGGAUUCUGCAGCAGCAGCAGCAGCAGCAGGAAGCGCAGCUGCAGCAGCAACAGCAGCAGCAGGGAGACCAGCAGCAGCAGCUGGACCCAAAGCAGCAGCAGCAGCAAAUCGUCUCCUCAGCAGGCGCCCUCCAUAACAAAGUCGCUGCUGCUGCUGCUGCAGCUGCGGUCUGGUUCCCCGCUGUCGCUGCUGGACUGCGGCACCAAGGCCAAGCCUCUGGCAGUCUCAUGGGCUUUAACAGCAGCAGCAGCGGGAUACGGCAAAAGAAGGUCUGCCCCACUUUUGAGUUUCUGGGCUCUCUCUUCUUCAGCGCCCAUGGAGACCGCACGGUGCGGCUGUGGCGGCUGCAGCAGCAGCAAAUCGAGCUGCAGCAAGUCAACGGGCAGCAGCAGCAGCAGCAGCAGCAGCAGCAGCAGCAGCGUAUAUCUGGGCAGAUGCCCCGUGCUGCUGCAGUCUCUUCGCACCGGCAGCACGUGGGGGACCCCGAGGCCUUGGCAGCUUGCUGCGGGUGUCUGCAGCCUGCCUGCUGCUCCCCAGCAGCAGCAGCAGCAGCAGCAGCAGCAGCAGCAGCAGCAGAGAGCCGCCUGUGGCUGCUGUGCGUCAGUGGAGACGCAAAAGGCAAAAUUGUCAUUUGGAAGCAAGAGGGGCCCCCCUCCUCCUUUAGGGGCCCCCAGGGGGCCCCCAAGCCGCAUGCAGAAGCAGCAGCAAUGCAGCCGCUGCAGGAGAAGAUAGUGGAGUUGGCGCUGCUGUGGGCCAGAGGCAGCUGCUGCAGCAGCAGCGGCAGCUGCUGCGCUGCCCGCCCGCCCUGGCUCUGUCGCGCGGCCUACCCUGCUGCUGCUCCCGCUGCUGCUGCUGCUGCUGCUGCUGCUGCUCCCAGCAGCAGAGACGCUGUAGGCAGCUGCGCAGAGACAACGCAGCACGAGGCCACAGACGAUGAGCCGGAACCAGGGGAGAUACGAAGCGCUUCUAGCAGCAGCAGCAGCAGCAGCAGCAGCAGCAGCAGCAGCAGCAGCGGAUACAGCAGCUGCAGCCUUCUUGCUGCUGUGGGCUACGAAGGAGGGGCGCUGCUGCUGAUAGAUGUGCAGCAGCACCAAGUGCUGCGCAGCUUAGGAAGACACGUAGACCGGGUGACUAGCUUGUGCUUCAUACGCCCCUGUCUGCAGCAGCAGCAGCAGCAGCAGCAGCAGCAGCAGCAGCAGCAGCAGCAGCAGCAGCAGGCGGUGGCUUUGGGCCAGCAAGCGGGAGCUGCCGCAGCAGCAGCAGCGCAGGAGUGGCUGCUGGCCUCGGCCUCGCGGGGCCAGGAGCUGCUGCUGUGGAGAGUGUGUCCUGCAGCAGCUGCUGCAGUGCUGCUGCAGAUGCGGCUGGCUGCUGCGGAGGCGCCUGCAGCAGGCAGCGGCAAGGGCAGCAGCAAGCAGCAGCAGCAGCAGCAGCGGCUGCAGCAAAACAACAGCAGACUCUGGCUCUCGCUGGCGUGGCAUCCAGCAGCUCCUAAUUGUCUUCUCUUAGGGUCACUUUCAGGUGACCUCAUGUCUUUGGAUCUGUCGCAGGCCCUAGCGGAGGCGCAGCAGCAGCAGCAGCAGCAGCAGCUGCUGCUGCUGCCGCAGCCCAAGGCCAACAAGAAGAAGCGCCAGCAGCAGCAGCGCGGCCCCCACCACCAACACCUCACGCGCCUGCUGCAGCCACACUCGCGCCCGGUGUUCUCGAUUUGCUGCUUCGCUGCUGCAGUAGCAGCAGCAGCAGCAAACCCUGCGCGCUCCCCGGAAGCGCCAGAAGCAGCAGCAGCAGCAGCAGCAGCAGCAGCAGCAGCAGCAGAUCCUGUUGCUGCUGCUCCCCACCUCCUCAUCCUUACAACCAGCUUGGACCGCCACCUUGUCUUGUCUGCUCUGCCCCUGUCUGCCGAUGCUGCUGCUGCGCGAGGCCGGGCGGACACAGCUGCUGCUGCGGCUGCAGCAAACGAGGCCCCUGCAGAAGAUGCAGCAGCAGCAGCAGCAGCAACUGCCGCAGAUGGAGAGCCUGCUGCUGCAGUCCCCAGCAGCAGCCCUGCUGCAGCGAAGUCCGACUUGCCUCCUGCAGCAGCACCUUCAGCGGAAGCGUCUUCCCCCGAGCCGGAGUCAGCAGCAGCAGCAGCAGCAGCAGCAGCUGCUGCUGCUGCUGCUGCUGCAAACGCCCCACAGAAGGCAAGCCUAAUGUGGCGGCUGGGCUGCCUGGGCGGCUGGGUCCAGUCCUUGUCUUCUUCUCUUGUUUAUCCUUCUCGUGUUUCUGUUGCUUGUGGAGAUGCAACAAUUCGUGCUGCUGAUAUAUCUUCUGCGGGGGGUGCGCAGCUGCAGCAGCUGCUGCAGCAGCAGCCGCUGCUGCCCAUGGUGGAGCCCGAGGUUUACUUGCUGCCGCCAGCGGUUGCUGCUGCUUCGGCCGCUGCGCAGCAGCAGCAGCUGCAGCCAGCGCUGCCAUUCCCAGCUGCCCUGCCCCCCCUGCCGCCCCAAAACGAACAGCAGCAGCAGCAGCAGCAGCAGCAGCAGCAGCAGCAGCAGAAGCCGCUGCAGCGGCCGGCUGCCCUGCCCCCCCUGCCGCCCCAAAACGAACAGCAGCAGCAGCAGCAGCAGCAGCAGCAGCAGCAGCAGCAGAAGCCGCUGCAGCGGCCCCCUCUUGAGGUUCUCAGCUGCUGCAAGCCCUUUUCUUCUGCUUUGUACUGGAGAGAUCUGCAAGCAGCAGUAACUGCGGUGUCUGUACACCCGCGCUGGCUGGGCCUUGUGGCCUUCGGGCUGGGCGAUGGCCAUUUCGGUUUGCUGCAGCAGGAAACUUCUGAGGGCUGGCAGCAGCAGCAGCAGCAGCGCGCUGUCACUCUCCUCUCCACCAGACAGGCCCUAGUUGCUCCCACUACUGAGCUUUGUUGGCUGCGGCUGCCGCACUGCUGCGGCGCCUGCUGCUCUGCCAGCAGCAGCAGCAGCAGCAGCAGCAGCAGCAGCAGCAGCAGCGAAGGACCUGCGGCAGCCGGCCCAACAGGCGAGGAAAAGGAUGUAGACACAGCAGCGGCUUGUGCUGCUGCUGCAGAAGGUGCAGAGGCGCGGCAGGAGGGGACUCCUCGUCAGGCAGAAAUGCAGCAGCAGCAGAAGCAGCAGCAGCAGCAGCAGCAACAGCGGCAGCAGCAGCCCGCAUGGCUGCUCGUCGCGGGAACAGCAACAGGGCAGAUACUUGUUUCUCAGCCCUGCAUACCAGCAGCCCAGCCAGCGCAGCCGCAGCAGCAGCAGCAGCAGCAGCAGUGGCGGCGUCAGGAGCAGCAGCAACAGCAGCUGCAGCAGCAGCACGAAGAGCAGCAGUGCUGCAGCCCCGUGGUUGUGGUCUUUGCGGAAAGCGACGCCCCAGCAGAGGCAGCAGCAGAAGCAGCUGCUGCUGCUGCAGAGCCUCGCGUGCGAAUGGAGCAGCUUUCAGGGCUGCUGCCGUUUGCUGUGUCUGUGCCCAGAGGCCUUCCCGCUGCAGCAACAGCAGCACUGCAGCAGCAUGUCGCUGCAGCAGCAAAGGCGCUCGGCUACAGCCCCGAGGCUGCUGCGUCCUGUGCUGCUGCUUCCAGCGCAGCCCAGGCCCAGCUGCUGUGUGUCUUCGACAGCAAACUGCAGCAGCGCCAGCAGCAGCAGCAGCAGCAGCAGCACCCGCAAGGCAAACAGCCGCAGGUUCACUUACACGUCAUGGCAGCAGUGGUGCCCCCGCACAGGACCAGCAGCAGCGACCCCAGCCCCAGCAGCACAAGCAGCAGCAGCAGCAGCAGCAGCAGCAGCGGGGCGGCGGCCCCGGUGGCUUUCGUUUCCCUGGGACGGCUCCCUCUGUCUCUCAGCAGCAGACCAACAGCAGCAGCAGUUUGGGAGGGCGAGAGCAGCAGCGGUGCUGCUUGCUGCAGCCCAGACGCGGCUGCAGCCAUUCAGGAUGGUGCAGCAGCAGCAGCAGCAGCAACACGCCCUGCGUGUGAGUUCUCUGCAACAGAAGCGCUGCUGGCCGUAGGGGACGCUGAGGGAGGCCUUUGGCUUGCUGCCUGGCGGGAGUUGCUGCUGCUGCUGCUGCUGCAGCAGAGUGCGCAGCGCUCAAUAGCCGAGACCCGGGCUUUGUUGGACAUCUGCUGCUGCAGCCACAGCAGCAUCGCGGCGCACGCAGCAGCAGCAGCUGCUGCAGCAACGCCUGCGAGCAACGGCGCCGGGGGAAACGCCGCCGCUCAGCAGCAGCAGCAGCAAAAGAGCAGCAGCAGCAGCAGCAGCUGGGCACUCACCAGCCUGGCCUGGGCCCUGCGGUGGACCCGAGACCCCAAGGGGCAGCUAAGCUGCCCCCAGUUCCUUCUGGGGGCCACCUGUGCUGGAGGUGCUGCUGUUGUGGUUUCAGUGGCUUCUGCUGCUGCGCCGGGGGCGCAGCAGGAAGAUGCUGCAGCACAGCAGCAGCAGCAGCAGCAGCAGCAGCAGCAGGGGAGGCCGGGGGCAGGAGCAGCGCUGCAGCACCUGCGGCGCAUCAAACCUGCAGCAACGCCGCUGGCCUGCCUCCGCAGCUGCUCGGGGGCCUCUGUGGAGCAGCAGCAAAGCGGGGGCCAGCUGCUGCGCUGCUGCUGGGUGGAGCAGCUGGUGCCUUACGCGGUGCUGCUGCUGAUAGGGGGAGUCGAGCAAUGCGUCUUUCUGUGGGACCCUCUUCGCCUGCCUCUGUACCCUCCUCCUAGCAAGAAGCCCUCUGCAGCAGCAGCAGCAGCAGCAGCAGCAGCACCGAAGGCGGGGCACGCCAAAGCAGCAGCACAGCAGCAGCAGGAGACUGGGACAGCCCCUGCCAGCCAGGCUGCAGGUGCUACCGCCAGUGGCGACCUGCGCGAGGGGACCCCCGCAGCAGCAGCAACAGCAGCAGCAGCAGCAGCAGCAGCAGCAGCAGCAACGGAAGCAGCUCCUAGCAUAGCCGCCUCAAACACGCCGUCCUCUCCCGCAGCUAAGAGCAGUGCAGUAUGUGGGACAGAAGCGUCUGUUAAAUUGGAAGCAGCUGCAGCAGCAACUGUUAACUUCAGUGAACCUGCUGCUGCUGCUGGGGCGGCUGCUGCUGCAGCAGAGGGAGCCUGCUGCGGUUGCGUCAAUUCAUCCCAAGGGCUGCAGCAGCUGCAGCAGCACUGCAGCAGCCUGAGGGUUGAGAGCUUUAGUAAAGCUGCAGUGGAGGCAGCAACUAUGUACGUAGACGGCCAGUUGCUGCAUGAGCAUCCAGAGCAGCAGCUGCAGCAGCUGCAGCAGGAGCAGCAGCAGGAGCAGCAGAGCGCGUUGUUGCUGCUGUUCUUGCUGGGCGACAACAGCGAAGCCGCGCGGGCUGCUGCUGCAGCAGCUCUUCCUUGCCUCCUCGGCGGCUCAAAGAAGGAAAGCCCCUCUGGCUUUGCUGCUCGCCUCGCGGCCCUGUGGCUGUGGGGGCCCCACGCGGCCCUUGAGCUGCACGGGGAGCUGCCGUGGCAGCAGCAGGAGGUGCAGCAGGAACUUGCAGCUGGAAAGAACCUUGACGGCAGCAGCAGCAGCAGCAGCAGCAGCAGCAGCAGUUGCUGCUGCUGCUCUUGGUUCUGGCUUGCUGUUGCUGCAGCAAUGGGCCUCCACCCCGCAGCGCGGGCUUCGCUAGCUGGCAGCUUCCUUUCUUCAAACAGGUCGUGCAGCUCUCCUCAUAUGCGAGCUGCGCUGCUGCUGGUGUGUGGGUUGGCGGCGGAGGCAGUCGAGGUGUACAUACACUCCAAUUUGGCUUCUUUAGCACUUCUUUUGGCUCGCCUGCAUUUGCCGCGGGGCCACCCGCUGCAGCGCGAGGCCCUAGACUCCUGGCUAGCUGAAGCUGCAGAGCAGCAGCAGCAGCAGCAGCAGCAGCAGCAGCAGCAGCAGCAGCAGCAGCAGCGGAUAGGCCGUUUGCUGCGGCUGGCGCUGCAGCUGGAGAGCCGCUCUUUUGUCAAGUAG
Molecule: messenger RNA, 6018 nt
Organism: Eimeria necatrix
Lineage: Eukaryota; Apicomplexa; Conoidasida; Eucoccidiorida; Eimeriidae
Exons: 6
Coding region: 1-6018 (2005 amino acids)
Molecular function (GO): protein binding
Source: RefSeq, a predicted model, not a curated record